UUCAAAUACCACAAAUACGGCAAGUACUACCUAAAAACUUACAUCCUAGGUUUUCGAUUAUCUCUUGAUAAUUUAAAGGACAUCUUUACAUUCUUCACAAUGCCGGUUCCCAAUCUUGAAGAGAAUGGUCAAGAAGAACAAGUUGCGAGUGUAGUGGAUCAACAAUCUGAAUCUGAAAAUGAAACGGCAGCCACCGUUAAUGAGAUAGUAAUAAUUGAUCCAGACACCUUCGAAUUAGAUUUGAAUCAUGGUCGUAUUGAUAAACUACAAAAUCUGGAACCAUUAACUUGCAUCGAGAGAUUAUAUCUCCGUUGGAAUUUAAUAACUAAAAUUGAAAAUUUGGAUACAUUGGUUACAUUAAAAGAAUUGGAAUUAUAUGACAAUCAAAUUACCAAAAUAGAGAAUCUUGGAGCUUUGGUAAAUUUGGAGAUUUUAGAUUUGUCCUUUAACAGGAUUAAAGAAAUUGAAGGUUUAGAGAAUUUAAAAAAAUUGCAAAAGCUGUUUUUGUCUUCUAAUAAGAUAAGCCACAUUCAGAACUUAAAUUAUUUAGAAAACCUGAAUCUCUUAGAGCUUGGUGAUAACAAAAUAAGAGACAUAGAAAACUUAGAUGGUUUGACUUCUCUUCAGUACCUAUAUUUGGGCAAAAAUAAAAUCACAAAAAUUAAGAAUUUAGAUGGAUUGGUAAACUUGACUUGUUUAAGUUUACAAAGUAACAGAAUAACUGUAAUUGAAAAUCUGGAUAAUUUAAAAGAGUUAACUGAGCUCUAUUUAUCAGAAAAUGGAAUUAUGAAAAUUGAAAAUUUGAAUGAAAAAACUAAGCUUGAAACUUUAGAUCUAGCUCAAAAUAAAAUUAAGGUAAUCGAGAAUAUUGGGCAUUUAUCAGAGCUGACAGAAUUUUGGAUGAACAAUAAUGAAGUUAGCGAUUGGGGUUGUGUGGAAAAUUUGUCUGCUCUCAAAAAAUUGGCAACAGUAUACUUAGAGAAGAAUCCUGUUGCUGAAGAUCCCAUGUACAGAAGAAAGUUAAAGAUAAUUGCACCUUCACUGUCACAGAUUGACGCAACUUUAUGUCGCUAGAUAAUGCACAUUAACAUCUUUAAUAAGUGUUUAAUAGAUUUUAAGGCUAAGAAUAUUUUCUUUUUCUAUUUGGUAUACUAAGAACCAUAGGGACCUAUGUUAAAUUAUCUUCAUAAACAUACCGUUAAUCUAUAUAAAUCAAAGAUAAUUAUUAUAAUACCUCGACAGACCAAAAACUUAAUAAAACCUGGAUAAAAUACAUAUAAAUAAUAACAAGAAAUGAAAAAAACAAUAUAAACCAAAAAUUCAUCAAAACAAAUUUUUUCUGAUGAAUUAAUUCACUAAAGCAUUUUAACAUUUCUUCAUGAACAUUUCCGGUAGUAAUGGUGUAUUUUUAUUUAUUAUCCUUAAUUGUAUUUUCUGAAUGUAAUUUGUGAAAAGUAGCUGUAGUUGUACUUAAUAUAAUAUUGUAUUGCCCAUUGUUUUCACACUUGUCCUAAAUAUUUAUGUUUUAAAUGUUACAGUUGGUGUCAUAGUUUAGUUUUAAGAAAGGAAAUAUUUUCAAAAGAUGUAAGUUGAUUCUAUUUUGAACUAAAAAUGAUGUUUUUAAACUUUGGAUUUAUAGUAAUUAAUUUUAAAUAUAAGAAAAAUACUAAAUCGAUUAGCUUCCUCACAUCUACUUAAAUGUUGUUUAACCUCUCUUUUAUAAAUAAAAAUG
This is a messenger RNA of Anoplophora glabripennis (Asian longhorned beetle), 1732 nucleotides long. Its product is annotated as protein phosphatase 1 regulatory subunit 7. The record is from RefSeq and is a predicted model, not a curated record. Gene Ontology annotation, molecular function: protein binding. The coding region runs from base 100 to 1074 and encodes 324 amino acids. The transcript has 6 exons. NCBI's taxonomy places the organism in Eukaryota, Metazoa, Arthropoda, Insecta, Coleoptera, Cerambycidae.